AUGGUUACCAAUACAACCAGCCUGAGACGAUGCAUCGAAGAAGUUUCUUUAAAAAAUACGGAAUACACAUAUCCCGAACAAGCAAUAAAUCAAGCUGAAUCAUUAAAAUCCUUAUCUAGUGAUUUGUACACCGAUAAUAUUCGAUUUAUUUAUGAAUUGAUACAAAAUGCAGAUGAUGCUCAAGCCAAACAUAUCUUUGUGACAAUUCUCGAGAACGAAUAUCUGAUCAUUACUCACGACGGUAAAGGUAUCAUCGCUUUCAACAAGAAAAAGGAUCUAUUGCUUUUAGGAAAAGAAUUCAACACGAAAGAUUUACAAGGUCUGUGCGGUAUUAACAACGGAACGAAAAAGAAGGAUCUUGAUAAGACUGGGUAUAAAGGUUUGGGAUUCAAAGCUGUUUUUGGUAAAUCCAAUCGUGUGAUUAUUUAUUCGAAUGGUGAAUAUUUUCAGUUCGAUUCUUCGCAUAGAAUCACUUGGAGAAAGGAAUGGAAAAGUAUCGAUCAAGAAACAUGGGAGAAAGAAAAUGAUCGACAAUUCACUUAUCCCUGGCAAAUCAAUCCCAUAUGGACAAACAAACAAGAUGUUCCGCAUUUUCUCGUAAAGUUUCUCGAAUCCAAACAAAAAGAUCUCCGAGUGGCAUAUGCAAUUUUGUUGCAUAAUGUGGUGGAAAUUCAUUCGGCCAUCAGUCAAUUAAAACAGCAUGCUUACAUGUUUCUUUUUCUGCGAAAUAUUUCUUGUUUGACUCUAUCAACCGGAGAUACAGACACCAUUUCAAUUGAUCGUGAUUUAGGUCAUGAUUUGAAAAAAGUCUAUAUCAAUCGAAUCGUUGAUUCACAAUGGAUCAUCAAGCGUUCUGAAAUCGACAUUCCGAGCGAUGUUAUCGAUCGACUGUCGAAUGAUGCGAAAGCACCAGACAAGUUACGAUUUACAAGACAAGCGGAAAUGUUCUUAGCAGCUAAGUACAAAGAUUCAACAGCGAAUGCUGCUGGCGGUAUCGAAAAACUUCGUGAACAAGAUUCAAUUCUAUUUUCUUACCUGCCAACAAACAUUCGUGACUACAAAUUUCCCGUUUUGAUAAACGCAAACUUUCUCACCAACGUUAAUCGAGAACAAAUUCAUACAGAUUCAAUUUGGAAUCAGUGGCUAUUUAGUGUAAUAGGCGAUCAAAUUCUUCAAUGGAUUAAACAGUUAGUCCGAGAGAAGAAAUUUCGUUGUCAAGCUUAUCAACUUAUCCCGUCGAAAUUAAAUUUAACAGAUAAUGUUCUAUCGGAAGAAUUUAACAAAUCAUUUGAAAUGAGUAUUAAACAAUGCAAUUUCAUUCUCAAUCGAAAAAAUGAACUAUUAAAAGUAAAUGAAGUCAUUAUGGAUUCAACUUCAAUGUCCAAACAACCAUCGUUCAUUAAUCUCAAUGCAAUGCGUCAAUACAUUGUCGAAAGCGAGGAAAGUCCUUCAGAGUAUGCUACCAAUCCUUUCACCGAUUACGAUUCGAAUUUGAGCCGAAUUGGUGUGAAAGAAUUUACUUGGAUUGAGUGUAUCGAUAUGCUCAAAUCAGAUAUAUUUCUUCAAACCUUUUCAAUCGAAGACAAUAAACGAAUGAUUCAGUACUUCUAUAGAAGAUGUACCAAGAAUACUGAUGAUCCAAUCGAGAAAAUUCCAUUUCUAAUGGAUCAACAUAAUCGAUUACAAUCGAUUAAAUCGAUUUAUUUUCCGGCAGAGACAAUUGGUGAUAGUGGAACAAUCGAUUCUGACGAUUUAUUUCUACACAAAUCCAUCUUCAGUUGGCUGAAUGAGAAAAAUCAAAGAGAAAUCAAACAAUGGUUGAAGAACAUCGGCGUUGAAGAACGAACUGAUCUAGCAUACUUCCGCAAAACAAUUAUUCCAAACGCUUCAUCGUACAUUACACUGAAAAAUGCAAUUAGUACUAUAAAGAUCCUAUUUACAUUAUUUCGAAAGAACGCGAUCACGAAAAAAGAACUUGAAGACUUGAAAAAGCUGAAACUAUUAACAACCCGAGGAACAUUAGUCGCAGCUGAACAAUGUUUUUUUUCUGACCAAUACGAACCACGAUUACUGCUGGAAGAUUACUUAGCUGAAAAGGAAGACAAAUUUUUGUCCUUCGACUAUAUCUCGAGUGCCAACUGCACUAAUGAAAAUUUAGCUGAAUGGAGGCAAUUCUUUGCUGCAUUAGGAAUUCAAGAGGAAUUACGUCCGAUUACCUUCGAUCGAAAACUAACAUCGUAUGAAGCGGCUGGAUAUGGUUUCUUUGAGAAAUAUCUCUCAGCAACUUCACCAAAUGGAAGACAUACUGUCGAUGCUUUCUUAGGAUUGACAACAAUUUCAUUUAUGCAACAUACAAAAAAUAACUACGUGUUUGCAAAUUUCUUCUGGCCAUAUGUAACUAAAAAUAUUCAAGCAGAAAUAUUAACAAAGAAGAUUACCAUCUAUUGGGGACAUUCGAACAAACCAGGUGCCAUCGUCGGAACAUUACAAGACAAUGCUGAUUACAUCAGCUGGUUUGUUAACAAUGUCGAGUGUAUACCGACGACUGCGACAACAUGUGAACUAGCCAGUAAUGUUCUUGUUGAUAGUAAAGAAUUAACCGAUUUAUGUAGUAAGUACAUGAAAUUUACUUCGUUAUCACUACCAAAAGAGAAAAUACACUGGCAGAAGAUUUUCAAUUUCAAAAGCAAACUUUCAGUCAUUGAUUAUUUCGAUCUACUCGACAGCAUUCGUUCUGACGAAAACAAUUUAAAUGAAAAUCUUGAUCGUGUGCAAAACGUAUAUUCUCAUAUAUUAAAAGAAAUGUACUAUUGGUCAUCUGACGAACGUCAACAAGCGAAAAGACGAGCCAAAUCAUCUUAUCUUCUCACCGAAAAUAUGCAAUGGAAGUUAGCGAGUGACAUAUAUCUUUAUAUGGAAGAUAGUCGAGCAAACAAUGGUUUGAAUGAUGCUAUACCUUGUUUACAACUUGAUUCAAAGAAUAGAAAUAAUCUGCAUCUGAAAGAGUUCUUAUAUUUGUUCAAUAUUAAACAAAUCAAAAUGAAUGAUUUGAAACUUGUCGAUGCUAAAUCUUCUCCUGCUGAACAUUUUCGAAGAAAACUGAUUGAGAUUUCACCGUUCUUGAAAAAAUGGCUUCAAGUUUCAGCUGUAUCCGCUGAUGCGAUUUGCACAAUUGACCGAAAAAUUCAACAAGAAUAUGCGUUUAUCGAAUCAGAUAGUUUACAAUUGUUUUAUCAUCAAAAUUUCGUUCGACAAACAAAUGUUUAUUUUGAUAGCAAACAUAAACAACUGUAUGUUACACGGCCGUGGGAUAGCGAAACGACCUUUAUUGAUCUUCCAAAUAAAUUAUGUCUAUUAUUAAAUAUACAAGAUUUUGACAAAAAUCUGCGUUUUUUGCUAAAAGGAACAAUCGAAGAGAUUCGGAAACAUUUUACGUCCAAUGAUGUGGAAAUACCGACCGAAAAAGAUAUUAUUAUCUUAGAAUCAUUACCCAAAACUGAUUCCGUCAUCCAAACAAAGGUGCCAUUGGCAGCUGAAACAUCCAAUUCGAACAAGCCUUCUCGGUCAGUGAAGAAUAAGCAGACAAAAAGUAUUCAGUCCAAAGAAACACUAUCUACUACAAAUAGUUUAAAAUCGACGAAUCCAAUACCUACAGUGAGCUAUCCAUUUCCUUUUCACGGCUUUAUGCAAGUACCUGCUCAACUGCCACUUGAAUAUGCAGGACCACCGACAGGGAUGUGGAGAAAGCCAACAACAUCUAUUUUAGAUCACAUUCAAUUAGUUGAUAUAUCAUCAGUAGCAAAUUCAACUCCAGGAUUAUUUCAUAGUAUACCAAAUAUCACUGGAGAAUGCGAUGAACUUGAUUUGUAUACCGGACGUGUGGGAGAGGAAAUGGUUUAUCAAUAUUUAUUGAACGAACAUCGUGAUCAUUCGAGCUCAGUGAAUGUCAAAUGGUUGAAUGAAAUUGGAGAAAGUCAUCUACCGUAUGAUAUCGUCUUGCAGAAAAAUGGCAAGACAUCUUAUAUCGAAGUAAAAACAACACGGACAUACAACCGACAUACAUUUCCUUUGUCAAUCAAUCAAAUUGAAACAUUUUUGCUAAAAGGAACAAUCGAAGAGAUUCGGAAACAUUUUACGUCCAAUGAUGUGGAAAUACCGACCGAAAAAGAUAUUAUUAUCUUAGAAUCAUUACCCAAAACUGAUUCCGUCAUCCAAACAAAGGUGCCAUUGGCAGCUGAAACAUCCAAUUCGAACAAGCCUUCUCGGUCAGUGAAGAAUAAGCAGACAAAAAGUAUUCAGUCCAAAGAAACACUAUCUACUACAAAUAGUUUAAAAUCGACGAAUCCAAUACCUACAGUGAGCUAUCCAUUUCCUUUUCACGGCUUUAUGCAAGUACCUGCUCAACUGCCACUUGAAUAUGCAGGACCACCGACAGGGAUGUGGAGAAAGCCAACAACAUCUAUUUUAGAUCACAUUCAAUUAGUUGAUAUAUCAUCAGUAGCAAAUUCAACUCCAGGAUUAUUUCAUAGUAUACCAAAUAUCACUGGAGAAUGCGAUGAACUUGAUUUGUAUACCGGACGUGUGGGAGAGGAAAUGGUUUAUCAAUAUUUAUUGAACGAACAUCGUGAUCAUUCGAGCUCAGUGAAUGUCAAAUGGUUGAAUGAAAUUGGAGAAAGUCAUCUACCGUAUGAUAUCGUCUUGCAGAAAAAUGGCAAGACAUCUUAUAUCGAAGUAAAAACAACACGGACAUACAACCGACAUACAUUUCCUUUGUCAAUCAAUCAAAUUGAAACAUUUUUGAAACUGAGAGAGAACUAUUUCAUCUAUCGAGUCUAUAUGGACGAGAAAAAGUUUGUUAUAUUGGAUAACAUUCGAUGGCGUUUAAUGCAAAAAGAACACCUGGCUUGUCUCUUACAAAUUUUACCAAGUUUACCAAACUGUAACUGA
This is a messenger RNA of Adineta ricciae, 4947 nucleotides long. Lineage: Eukaryota; Metazoa; Rotifera; Eurotatoria; Adinetida; Adinetidae. The record is from the annotation of a GenBank genome assembly.